Molecule: messenger RNA, 4617 nt
Organism: Closterium sp. NIES-67
Lineage: Eukaryota; Viridiplantae; Streptophyta; Zygnematophyceae; Desmidiales; Closteriaceae
Source: the annotation of a GenBank genome assembly
UGCACUGUACUGUGAAAUAUCAGAACCAGUUCAGGCGCAGGUUUUCCCGGCACCGCCAGCUGAUACCUGUACAGUUUCUACCUGUACAGUUCUGUGCCAUAACUCCUGAAUCCUGAUGAUGUUGGCGCCGCAACACGAAGUACAGAGGCCGAGGGUUUCCGAGCCACGUCAGAUGUCCGUCACAUUCACAUGACACCCUCUUUUUUUCCACGAAAAACAGGGUUUCUGUUAGCCGCUGAGAAGCGGCUUUCAGUUCACCAUCAUUCUCCUCCAUCCCUUGCAUCGCGAGUGGAUAAUGGAACGAGACCCACUUGUUCGCGCAGUGCGCACAGCUAGUUGUACAGUACAGGAGUGUAGCACAUUGCUCUAUAGCACAUCCUUGUACUUUCAGCCUACCAGCAGAUCACUGAAUCAGUUCACUUCACAGACUCAGCGGCCGCACUGAGUUCGCCAUCCCUGCUUGUGCUAUCGUCUACCGAAACAAAAGGGAGAGUACUACUUUUUCCCGGCGAAAAAAUUAUCUGUACAAUCCGUGUACUAUCGUCUUACAACGCUAUCCGUGUAUUAUCCGUGCCGCACUAUCUUUCUCCUAGGCUACUAUCGCCCUGUCCAUACUACUAUCUCCUAAAACUGGCCGCCGAUAUCCUUUCAGGCUGACGCUAUUCCCGCUUGCUGUGACAUAGCUGGAGAUCUGCUGCUGCUGCUGCUGCUGCCGCAGCCUACCACUUUUGACCCAGCUUCUUUGCUGACGUCACUGUGUAGUAUUAGCGUAUUGCUGGCUUGAAGCCAUGGCUCGUUCGCACGACGUGGCUAUAAUGCGACGCUCUGGCCUCGUGCUCGCUGCACUGGCUGCACUCAUGCUCUCAGCCUGUGCGCCCAGGGCUGCUGCCGAUCGCCUGACAGCUUCCAUAAACGCCGCCGACCACUCGUGCGAGAUCAGGGAUUGCGGGGCCAAUGCGUACUGCGUGAAGGAGAGGGGCGAUGCUACAUGCGCCUGCAACGUUGGGUUUGUUAUGACCCCCGCUGGCUGUGUUGACACAUGCGAGCUCAAGGCCUGUGGUGGGAACGGCACGUGCGUCAAGAACAGCACUACUGGAGCGGCCUCCUGUGUUUGUGGCAUUGGCUUGAAGCUGCAGGCAGAUGGCAGGACGUGCACUGACACAUGCGAGCUCAAGGCCUGUGGUGGGAACGGCACGUGCGUGAAGAACAGCACUACUGGAGUGGCGUCCUGUGUUUGUGACAUUGGUUUUAAGCUGCAGGCUGACAAGAAAACCUGCACUGACACAUGCGAGCUCAAGGCCUGUGGGGGGAACAGCUCGUGCACCAAGAGCAGCACUACUGGAGCGGCAUCCUGUGUUUGUGACAUUGGCUUUAAACUGCAGACUGAUGGCAGGACGUGCACUGACCGAUGCGAGCUCAAGAACUGUGGCAACCACGGCACGUGCAUCAAGAACAGCACGAAUGGAUGGCCAUCAUGUGUUUGUGACAUUGGCUUUAAGCUGCAGGUCGACGGCAGGACAUGCACUGACACAUGCGAGCUCAAGGCCUGUGGUGGGAACGGCACGUGUGUCAAAAACAGCACCACUGGGGCGGCGUCCUGUGUUUGUGACAUUGGCUUUAAGCUGCAAGCUGACAAGAGGACAUGCACUGACACAUGCGAGCUCAAGGCCUGUAGUGGGAACGGCACGUGCGUCAAGAGCAGCACUACCGGGUCGGCAUCCUGCGUUUGUGACAUUGGCUUUAAGCUGCAGGCAGAUGGCAGGACGUGCACUGACACCUGCGAGCUCAAGGCCUGUGGUGGGAACAGCACGUGCAACAAAAACACUGCAGGAGCAGCAUCCUGCGUUUGUGAAAUUGGCUUUAAGCUCCAGACUGAUGGCAGGACGUGCACCGACACAUGCGAGCUCAAGGCGUGUGGUGGGAACGGCAUGUGCAGCAAGAGCGCUACUGGAGCGGCAUCCUGUGUUUGCGACGCUGGCUUCGUUCUGCAAUCUGACGGCAUGACAUGCACUGACACAUGCACGCUUAAGGCCUGUGGUGGGAACGGCACGUGCAAGGUUGACACUGCUGGAGUGGCGUCCUGUGUUUGUGACGCGGACUUCGUGCUGCAGACUGAUGGCAAGACGUGCUCUGACACAUGUGCGCUCAAGGCGUGUGGUGGGAACGGCACGUGCAGGAUUGACACGGCUGGAGUGGCAUCCUGUGUUUGUGACGCGGGCUUUGUGCUACAGUCCGACGGCAAGACAUGUUCUGACACAUGCGCGCUCAAGAACUGUGGUGGAAACGGCACGUGCAAGAUGGAUUCUGCUGGAGUGGCAUCCUGCGUUUGUGACACUGGCUUCGUGCUGCAGACUAAUGGCAGGACGUGCUCUGACACCUGCGCCAUCAAGGGGUGCAACGCCUUGCUCACCGAUUGCAUCAAGGGCGCUGCAGGCGCGGCAUCCUGUGUGUGCAAGACGGGCUACCAGAACAUAUCUGGCUCAUGUGUUGGCCCCGCCACGUGUGGGAACUGCCCCACUGGAGCCAUAUGCGCUGCUGUGUCCGGCAACGUUCCCUACUGCUCCUGUCCUUCUGGAUAUGGCCUCACCACCGCUGGCUGCAUCAGCGGCGCCAUCCCCAACGUGUCGACCACCACCUUCACCUUCUACGAUAAGACCAACUUCACGGUGACGAGCAAAACCUACACCAUGCGCCUCAACUUCAACAACUGCACGGACCUCCCCACAUCCGUCUUCACAAACAUCAAGUCGUUCUGGCGUGCUGACCGCGUGCCGGGAGCGGGAGGGGCGGGCAACUGCGUGUCCGUCUACGGCUUCACUCAGGCGGGCUGUGCGGGAACGAGUAACUCCCUUGCUCCGGUCUCAAACAGCACCGGCUUCGUUGCAGUGGGGUCAAUCAACUCUCCUGGGUAUCCAUACCGCUCCUUCAGCUGUAUUGGCGUUGAUCCCUGUGCACUCAAGGCCUGUGGCGCCAACAGCACGUGCACGAUUGACACAGCUGGAGUGGCGUCCUGUCUCUGUGACUCGGGCAUGUCCCUCCUGCCUGACGGCAAGAAUUGCAUUGACACGUGUGCAAGCUGCGACGGCAACCACAAAUGCGUGACUGACGCAGCAGGAGUGGCAUCCUGUGUGUGCAACUACACGAUGGUGUCCGGCACAUGUGUGGGACCCGCAACAUGUGGGACGUGCCCGGAAGGAGCCACAUGCACCCCGUGGCCGUACACCAAGAUGGCAUAUUGCCUCUGUCCUUCUGGCUACGGCAUGACCAGCACUGGCUGCGUUCAAGGUGCCACCCCCACCGUGUCUUCAACUAGCUACACCUUCUACACUCUCCCCAGCUUCGGCCUGACCCCUGCCACCUACACAAUGCGCCUCACCCCCAACGCGUGCACCAACCUCACGGCAUCAAGCGCCUCCGACAUCCAGUCAUACUUGAGCGUGGUGCGCGCCCCGGGUGGGGUGGCCGACUGCAGCGAGAUCCGAGGGUACUACCAGGCGGGGUGCACUGGCGCCAACAGCUCCGUGCCUGUCUCGUCGGGGGGCGGCAUGAGCGGCUCAGCCAUCCCCAACUAUGCCGGAUAUCCUUACCGCUCCUUCACCUGCGUUGCCAGUGACAAAUGCGCAGCCAUCAAAUGUGGUGGCAACGGCACGUGCAAGGUUGACACUGCUGGCGUGGCGUCCUGCGUUUGUGACGCUGGUUUCAUUCUGCAAUCCGACGGCAAGACAUGCAUUGAGAGUUGUGGCACCAAGAGCUGUGACCCCACUUCUGAUUGCGUCAAGAACGCUGCAGGCGUGGCGUCCUGUGUUUGCAAGGCGGGCUAUCAGAACGUUUCCGGCACGUGUGUCGGCCCAGCCACAUGUGGCAACUGCCCCACUGGAGCCACUUGCGCUGUUGCUUUCGGCAGCAUUCCAUACUGCGUCUGUCCUGCCGGCUAUGGCAUGACCAAUGCUGGUUGCGUCAGUGGAGCCACGCCUACCGUUUCGUCCACCAGCUUCACCUUCUACGAUCAGACCAGCUACACCAUAACCCCCAACACCUACACCCUGCGCGUGCCCUUCGACGGCUGCACGGACCUCCCUGCCUCAACUGGCGCAAACGCCCGGUCGUUUUGGCACAUAGACUGGGUGCCAGGAGGGGCUGGGAACUGCGUGGCUGUGAAUCAAUUCAGCCAGGCGGGGUGUGCUGGCACGCCUACUCCGCGCCCUGCCUCGACUUCCGGGAUUGGUGCCGGGGGUUCAGUCAAUUAUUAUCCGUAUACUUACCGCUCUUUCAGCUGUGUUCAUUAAGUCCAGCAGCCCAACUUCUAAAGCAGCCGUCGGAGAUAUUGAAAUUUGAAGGUUUCUGACCUGCUGGAUGCUGCCAGCUUCGAGGGCAACAAUGGUUCUUUCUUCAUGGAGUACGGUCGUUGCUAGCCCCCCCCCCCCAUCCCCCUUCCUCCCCAGGCUCCUCCCCUCUCCCUGUUUGUACUAUGGGUGUGUGAGUGUGCAUGGCAGGGUGAGAUUAGUAGCGUUGAGUUUUGUUGUUGUAUGGAUGUGAAUCUAUCAUCAUGUGUAUGAUAAGCACAUAACAUGGUUAGAUUCCAACUAUUUCAGUAGCUAAUAAUGCAUAUGGUAUUUU